Messenger RNA from Clarias gariepinus (North African catfish), 4655 nucleotides. It is a transcript of the gene g3bp2b, whose product is annotated as G3BP stress granule assembly factor 2b. Gene Ontology annotation, molecular function: mRNA binding. Gene Ontology annotation, cellular component: ribonucleoprotein complex; cytosol. NCBI's taxonomy places the organism in Eukaryota, Metazoa, Chordata, Actinopteri, Siluriformes, Clariidae. The transcript has 13 exons. The coding region runs from base 1299 to 2807 and encodes 502 amino acids. The record is from RefSeq and is a predicted model, not a curated record.
AUCCUGUGUCUGUGUUAGCGUCCAGCUCGGGCCGUGUCCCAAUCCGCGUCCCGAGGCGGAGCGAGUGCACUAGGCCGCGCGCGGGACGCCGUUCUCCUGCUCUCCGUGUGGAGGGCGCGAGCACAGGGAGCAGGGCUGCGUUUGGGACUCGGCCCUUUUUGUCCCCUCACAUGCCUGUGCGUCGUGUUUUUUGUUCUUUAUUUCCCUCAGAUUCUCUUUUUAAACCACCCGAGCGCUCAGAUAACCGCGUUUCCGUCGUCAGCGAGCUGAUUCGUAUCACAUAGUGUCGAGUCCUGACUGAAAACACCCAAAAAGAAACAACAAAAAAACCCGUUUGCAGUCUCACAAGCGUUAGCAUUAGCAUUACACAGCUAGCGCGACAUCUACCCUGUCCCCCCCAAACUUCACUCUAAACUCGGAGUAAUUACUUGCUGUUUUUCACAUUAUAUAUAAGUGCAGUAACCAGUCAACAUGUAUAACAAGGAAAAAAAAGAAAUCUAUUUAUACAUGUAGACACAGGAAGUAAAUAUAAGCGCAUGGACUGUGCUAAUGCUAAUGUGGCUAAUCGCUGAUGGCGCACAGCGGAUUGCGGUUAAUAAAUAUCUCCACUUCCGGUUUGUUGGGAAUUUGUGUGUGAUUUUUAUUGCUUCCUCUGGGCUCGGCGGGGUUAGUCUGUUAGCAUGGCGCGGGAUAACGCGGUCUCGGGUCCAGUUUCCGGGUUCGGGUUCUAUUCGGAUCAAUCGAUGGCUCUCGGCGGGACGCGUGACCGAUUACCGAUUCAUCGAUUAACCGGAGCGCGCAUGCGCCGUCUGCUCGCACAGCGCUGAGUUUGGAGGAGACAGUGCGCAGUUAGAGUAUAAACCCCCUGUCUGUCUGUGUCACUUCCUGUCUGUGUGUCUGUCCCUACAUCUGUGUGUGUGUGUGUGUGUGGACCGUCCUCAGGUGUGUGUUAGUUCCUCCUGAGACGAGUCAGACUCAGUCAGGUUAAUCUGGGUCUAUCGUGCUCCCACAGAGUCUCGGACCGUGCGCUGUCUGAACCUUCCAGGUCGGUCCUGCGGCUCGGCUCUUCAGCUCAGGGUCGCGUUUCACAAAAAAAAAUAAGAAAAACGGGCAACAAAACAAACACCUCUCUGAAUGCCUCAUGAAUCAGAGUCGAUUCAGACUCGUACCUGUGUGUGUGUGUGAAUGAGCCCCCACCUGACUAAAGAAGCUCAUUCAGGUUAACACACACUAACACUGCAGCACUCGUUUAAUCCCAGAAUGAACGCAGCUUCCCACAUCCAGGUGACCUGAAAGAGAUGGUGAUGGAGAAACCGAGCCCUUUGCUCGUAGGGCGCGAGUUCGUCAGGCAGUACUACACACUCCUGAACAAAGCGCCCGAUUACCUGCACAGGUUCUAUGGGAGGAACUCGUCCUACGUGCACGGCGGUUUGGACGGCAGCGGGAAGCCAGAGGAGGCCGUGUACGGUCAGGCUGAGAUCCAUAAGAAGGUGAUGUCCCUGCAGUUUAGCGAGUGUCACACUAAGAUCCGGCAUGUGGACGCUCACGCCACCCUGGGGGACGGGGUGGUGGUGCAGGUGAUGGGGGAGCUGUCCAACAGGGGGCAGCCUAUGAGGAGGUUCAUGCAGACCUUCGUCCUCGCACCUGAGGGUUCUGCGGUGAACAAGUUCUAUGUCCACAAUGAUAUUUUCCGCUAUGAAGAGGAAGUGUUUGGAGAUUCUGAGGCUGAGUUGGGAGAGUCUGAGGAAGAGGAGGCAGAGGAAGAGCAGGUGGAGGCCCACACUUCACCUGAACCUGCACAGGACAGCACAGCCUACUACGAGCCUCCACCAGUCAGUAAUGGCGUGGAGGAGCAGCAAGAGGAGGCGGGGCCUGAGGCGGAACCAGAACCCCAGCCUGAGCCCGAGACCCAUCAGGAGGCGGAGCCGGACCUCAGCGCUGAGGGAGAGCUGCAGCCUGAGGAGGUGGAGCCGGAUAUAGAUGAGAAGCUUCCAGAAGAGGUGGAGGAGAAACCCCCGACCCCAGUCUCAGCCCCGACUCCGCCCCCUCAGACCCCUGAACCGCCCAAACCUUUCUCAUGGGCCUCGGUGACCAGUAAGAAUCUGCCACCCAGUGGCUCUCUGCCCACCUCUGGCAUCCCGCCACACGUGGUAAAGGCCUCCAGCGUACCGCCCAGAGUAGAGGCAAAACAGGAUUCCCAUACUCCGUUGCCUAGAGACCAGCGACGUGAGAGACCUGGGUUCACCCCACGUGGACCUAGACCAGACGGUGCUUCAGCUGAGGCCCAAGGAGGGAAACCUUAUUUUGGCUUUAAAGGUCGUGGUGAGUCUGAGGGAGGCGAGGCUGAGGGCCGCCGCACCGUGCGUCACCCAGACAGCCAUCAGCUGUUCGUGGGGAAUCUUCCUCACGACAUCGACGAGGGAGAGCUGAAGGAAUUCUUCAUGACGUUCGGGACCGUGGUGGAGAUGCGCAUCAACACAAAGGGUGUUGGAGGGAAACUGCCCAACUUCGGCUUUGUUGUGUUUGAUGAUGCUGAACCAGUGCAGAGGAUCUUAGCAGCCAAGCCGAUCAUGUUCCGCGAUGAGGUUCGUCUGAACGUGGAGGAGAAGAAAACCCGCGCCGCCCGAGAGCGUGAGACCAGGGCCACCGGAGACAGUCGCCGUGGAGAUCGUGGUCCCCGGGGUAUCAUGGGUAACGGCAUGGGACGUGACAGAGAUGGCCGCGGCCCACCACCGUCCUCCUCUAGACCCACCAUGGGUUUGGGCCGAGGCGGCGGAGAGAGUCGAUUCGCCGGGCCACGUCGCUGAGUGGGCGGAGUCAUCCUGAACUGCGCUUGCUCGCUUGUUCUCUCUCGUCACAUCGAUGGGCCGAAAAAUUACAAAAAAAAAAAUUCUUUAUUUUCCUUUUUUUCCCUUUUUUUCUUUUUUGGAAUGUGACCGGCUUUCAACAACGACGACGAUCAGAACCACCAUUUGAUGUGAAAGAUUUAAAAAAGCAGAACUCUCUCUCACUAUUUCUCUCUCUCUCUCUCUCUUUGAGUUGAUUUUGAAAAAUUCAUCGCUUUUUUUUUAAUAUAUAUACAUUUUUUUUUUUUGCAAGAAAAAAGGGGCGUGGCUUAUUUUCUGUAGAACAAAGAGAUGGACGUGUGACAGGUGAACUGUUGAAUCGCACGUUUUAUAAAGGACACGAACGUCGACUUCAGAAAACACAGAAGAGGAAAAAACGCUCACUGUACACUUAUUUAUUUUGUUAGUUAAUAAAAAAAAAAAGUGGUGGUGCCUUAAACUGUUCUCUCGCCCGUCUCUCUCUCUCUCUCUCUCUCUCUCUCUCUCUCGAUCUGUUUCAUCCUGUGAAAGACAAAAGGACUAAACUCAUCAGGACUCGGGCAUGUGCCGAUAUUAAAUUAAGCGAUGUGAUUGCGACGUUCUUGUUUACUGGACCCUUAGCAGUAUCUCCUUCGGAACUCGACUUCAUCGUAAGUGAAAGGAAUUAUGGGAUUGCCUUCAGCGAGACAGACUCAGGUGCUGCUGCUGCCUUUACACAUCCAAAAACACGGACCCUUCAGAAGACUCUGUUCAUCUUCUGUUCCUAACAGACGGACUUUAUUUUGGGAGCCAGCAUUUAUUUUAUUUAUUUCCCCUCCCUGUCCUGGUUGAAUAUCGUGAUGUGAUCGAUGAUCGGCACAUGCCUGGUCACAUGGAACAGUUCGGCCGUAAAAAAAAAAAAAAAAGUGCACUGUUUUGUUUUUUCGUACUUUUUUUUCCCUUUAAUCCGAAAUCUGGGUUUUGAAUUACACUAAUGCUAUUAUAGCUAACAGGUAACCGCGGGUUAUAGCUACCAGAUUAGCAUUAUGCUCCAGACAUUUGUACAUAAAAUUCCAUGAAGUAGCGUAUUGUCUUUUUUUUUUUUUUUUUUUUUUUUGAAACAGCAACCAGUCAGAUGUCCGUCAGUGUGCAUGCCCCGCCCCCUACCCAAGUCUAACGAAUGGGUACAAAAAGCACCUGUUGGGGGGAAAAGCAGUUACUUGUACAUUUUCAUCUCUGUGACGUUGUUUUUGUCUUUGUUGACAGAUGAGUGUGUUGUGCAACGCGUCAUGCUAAGCUGGUAGCUGUGAGUGUGUAACUUGUUAGCUACAUUAGCCUCGUAGCUCCGGUGUGAACCCUGUUUGAUCGAAUGUAUGCUGUACGUUUAGUUUUGUUUUUUUGUUUUUUUAAUUGGGCUGCACAGUUCCUGCAGUUUGUUGCUAACGGCGUGUGUGUGAUGGUGAGGCAGUGUUAGCAGUACUGUUGAUCUGAUUAGUACUGUCUUUGAUAGCAUACAUGUUUCUGAUUGUUUUUGCUUGUUUUUAGCCUGAGAGCGGAUUGCUGAAGCAGAGCUUGUUUUUCUCCCUGCAGUAUUUCACACUGACUUUAAUUCCUCUCACAAACCACUUUGCACGGCCGGUUUACAAUAUUUUUGUUUCUCUUUUUUUUGAUACAGCAUUUUUAUCCUAGCACUUUUUUUGGUUGCUGAUUUUUCCUUUUUUCCCCCUCCUUUUUGUCCUCCUCCUCCAGCCUGUAUUUCCGCUCGGGGUCGGGUGUUGAACUCCCGUUGGCUUCAGCAGGUUCCGUCUGAAUGUGUUUUCAACUUUCAAUAAACUACUGAUGAUCUGCAAA